Molecule: messenger RNA, 1206 nt
Organism: Triticum turgidum subsp. durum (durum wheat)
Lineage: Eukaryota; Viridiplantae; Streptophyta; Magnoliopsida; Poales; Poaceae
Source: the annotation of a GenBank genome assembly
AUGGCGGCGGCGACGAUGACGGUGGAGGAGGUGAGGAAGGCGCAGCGGGCGGAGGGGCCGGCAACGGUGCUGGCGAUCGGCACGGCGACGCCGGCGAACUGCGUGUACCAGGCCGACUACCCGGACUACUACUUCAAGAUCACCAAGAGCGAUCACAUGGCCGACCUCAAGGACAAGUUCAAGCGGAUGUGUGACAAGUCCCAGAUCAGGAAGAGGUACAUGCACCUCACGGAGGAGAUCCUGCGGGACAACCCCAACAUGUGCGCCUACAUGGCGCCAUCCCUGGACGCGCGCCAGGACAUCGUCGUCGUCGAGGUCCCCAAGCUCGGGAAGGCGGCGGCGCAGAAGGCCAUCAAGGAGUGGGGCCAGCCGCGCUCUAAGAUCACCCACCUUGUCUUCUGCACCACCUCCGGCGUCGACAUGCCGGGGGCCGACUACCAGCUCACCAAGAUGCUCGGCCUGCGCCCCUCCGUGAAGCGCCUCAUGAUGUACCAGCAGGGCUGCUUCGCCGGCGGCACCGUGCUUCGCCUGGCCAAGGACCUCGCUGAGAACAACCGCGGCGCGCGCGUGCUCGUGGUCUGCUCGGAGAUCACCGCGGUGACCUUCCGCGGACCGCAUGAGUCCCACCUCGACUCGCUAGUAGGUCAGGCGCUCUUCGGCGACGGUGCGGCCGCGGUAAUCAUCGGCGCAGACCCGGACGAGUCCAUCGAGCGCCCCCUGUUCCAGCUGGUGUCCGCGAGCCAGACCAUUCUGCCGGACUCAGAGGGCGCCAUCGACGGCCACCUCCGGGAGGUCGGCCUCACCUUCCACCUCCUCAAGGAUGUGCCCGGGCUCAUCUCCAAGAACAUCGAGCGCGCCCUGGAGGACGCCUUCAAGCCAUUGGGCAUCGAUGACUGGAACUCCGUAUUUUGGAUGGCGCACCCCGGCGGGCCGGCAAUCCUUGACAUGGUGGAGGCCAAGGUAAACCUGAACAAGGAACGGAUGCGCGCCACCAGGCAUGUCCUCUCCGAAUAUGGCAACAUGUCAAGUGCUUGCGUGCUCUUCAUCAUGGACGAAAUGCGCAAACGCUCCGCCGAGGAUGGCCACACCACAACCGGCGAGGGAAUGGAUUGGGGCGUUCUCUUCGGCUUCGGCCCCGGCCUCACUGUGGAGACUGUCGUCCUCCAUAGCAUCCCUAUCACUGAAUCAAACAUUCAUCCAAAUUGA